This is a messenger RNA of Alternaria arbusti, 636 nucleotides long. RefSeq lists its product as uncharacterized. The coding region runs from base 1 to 636 and encodes 211 amino acids. The transcript has a single exon. The record is from RefSeq and is a predicted model, not a curated record. NCBI's taxonomy places the organism in Eukaryota, Fungi, Ascomycota, Dothideomycetes, Pleosporales, Pleosporaceae.
AUGAGCCACGACACUGAAGUCAGGGCUCCCGGCUAUGAUGACACACGCGAAGUCGAAAACAUCCCUUACGGAAACCCUUUUUGGGACCCGAACUUCGACCAAGGCUCGUCCGACAAGACCGGCGCCUGCACUGAAAAGAGAAAGCAAAUCAGAUCAGACGCAGUGGUACGGAUAUGCGAACAGGGCGAUGAGGGUCGCCGCGGCAAGGCGGAUAAUAAGAGCCUCCCCGUUGUUGAGGUCGAAACGUACUGGAAUACUCUGUGGAAGGAAGCGUACAACGAUAAGCUCAUGGAAGAAACCUUCGAGAAGGUCGCAGUGAGGAAAUACAAGAGAUACAAGGUAGUGUUCCGAUGGGCGAAGUGCGGACCGAGAUGGUGUGGCCUGAUGGUGCAGAACACGAAAGAAUGCCCACAUGGAACGAUCUUGUGGCUUGAUCAGAGGCCGCCUGGGUGGAGCGAGGACGGAGAGGGCUGGGAGAACGGGGAGAAUCCUUUCCAGUUGUAUUAUAGUGGAACUCACUAUGGGAGAUUUGACUACUUCGACAACGAGCAGGGCGUUACGGUGAGGAAGGAGUUUGCAGCUAAGGAGGGUGAGCAGAUCAAAGAGGUAGUUUGGGUUGAUGGAUUUGAUUACUGA